UGACAGAGGAACCAGGAAGAAAGCUGUGACCAGCAGCGUCCCUCACUUCCUUAGACUUAGUUCCUGUUUGCACUAGCCACAGCUGGGCACUGGCCUCUGCUGGCACUGCCUCCUACACGCAGACCUUAUCUAUAAGCAUUGCAGCCUGUUGUCUAGCCUCAGGCCUCUGGAUGGACGGUAUAGAGACCUCCAAGUUGCUGGAUGAAGAGCUGUACUCGCGGCAGAUGUAUGUGCUGGGCUUGCCAGCCAUGCAGAGGAUUCAGGAAGCCAAAGUUCUGCUGUCAGGCCUUCAGGGCUUGGGGGCUGAGGUGGCCAAGAACCUGGUCCUGAUGGGUGUGGGCAGCCUCACUCUGCAUGAUCCCCACCCCACCUGCUGGUCUGACCUGGCUUCCCAGUUUUUCCUCUCAGAGCAGGACUUGGAAAAGAGCAGGGCUGAGGCAUCUCAAGAACUUGUGGCUAAGCUCAAUGGAGCUGUCCAGGUCUGCAUCCACACAGGUGACAUCACCGAGGACCUGCUGCUGGACUUCCAGGUGGUGGUGCUGACUGCCUCAAAGCUGGAGGAGCAACUGAAGGUGGGCUCCUUAUGCCACAAGCUUGGAGUCUGCUUCCUGGUAGCUGACACCAGGGGCCUUGUGGGGCAGUUGUUCUGUGACUUUGGAGAGGACUUCACUGUACAGGACCCUACAGAGGCAGAACCCCGGACGGCUGCCAUCCAGCACAUUUCCCAGGGCUCUCCUGGCAUUCUCACUCUGAGAAAAGAAGCUGAUGCCCACUACUUCUGCGAUGGGGAUUUGGUGACUUUCUCAGGCAUUGAGGGCAUGGUUGAGCUCAACGGCUGUGCUCCCCAGCCUAUCCACGUGCGGGAGGACAGGACCUUGGAGAUUGGGGACACAACAACUUUCUCCUGUUACUUGCGUGGCGGGGCUGUCACUGAGGUCAAGAGACCCAAGACUGUGAGCCACAAGCCCUUGGAUGCAGCCCUGCUCCAGCCCCGUGUGGUGGCCCCGAGUCCCCAGGAAGUUCACCGUGCCCACUGCCUGCAUCAGGCCUUCCGUGCACUGCACAAGUUCCAGCACCACAAUGGCCGCCCACCCCGGCCCUGGGAUCCUGUUGAUGCAGACAUGGUGGUAGGCCUGGCCCAGGCCCUGGAACCACUGAAGGGGACAGAGGGAGAGACAUUGGAAGAGCCGCUGGAUGAGGCUCUAGUGCGGACAGUCGCCCUGAGUAGUUCUGGUGGCUUGAGUCCCAUGGCAGCCAUACUGGGUGCAGUGGCUGCCCAGGAAGUGCUGAAGGCAGUCUCCGGGAAGUUCAUGCCCCUGGAUCAGUGGCUGUACUUUGAUGCCCUUGAUUGUCUUCUGGAACAUGAGAAGCCCCUUCCCAAUCCCGAGGACUGUGCACCGAGACGAUGCCGGUACGACGGGCAAAUCGCAGUGUUUGGGGCUGGUUUUCAGAAGACGCUGAGCCACCAGCAUUACCUCCUGGUGGGUGCUGGUGCUAUCGGCUGUGAGCUGCUCAAAGGCUUCGCCCUAGUGGGCCUGGGGACCCAGGGCAGUGGGGGCGUGACUGUGGCUGACAUGGACUACAUAGAGCGCUCUAACCUCAGCCGUCAGUUCCUCUUCAGGCCCCAGGACAUUGGUAGGCCCAAGGCAGAGGUGGCUGCAAAGGCCGCUCACCGCCUAAACUCAGACUUGCGGGUGACAGCCUUCACCAACCCGCUGGAUCCCAGUACAGAGAAUAUAUAUGAGGAGAACUUCUUCUCCCGUAUGGAUGGCGUGGCUGCUGCCCUGGACAGUUUCCAGGCCCGACGCUAUGUGGCUGCUCGCUGCACCCACUAUCUGAAGCCGCUGCUGGAAGCAGCCACACAGGGCACCUGGGGCAGUGCUUCAGUGUUCAUGCCAUAUGUGACUGAUGUCUACAGAGCCCCUGCCUCAGCUACAGCUUCGGAGGAUGCCCCCUACCCUGUCUGCACCGUGCGACACUUCCCCAGCACAGUUGAGCACACCUUACAGUGGGCCCGGGAUGAGUUUGAGGGGCUCUUCUAUCUGUCUGCUAAGACCAUCAACCGCCACCAACAGGCACCCACUUCUCUGGCAGAUACGGAUGGGCCACAGGUGCUGACUCUGCUGCAGGGGGUACUGGGUGUCCUGAGAGAGCGUCCACAGACCUGGCAAGACUGUGUGGUGUGGGCCCUUGGCCACUGGCAACUAUGCUUCCAUGAUGGCAUCAUGCAGCUGCUGAAGCACUUCCCACCUGAUAAAGUGCUUGAGGAUGGAACUCUUUUCUGGUCAGGUCCUAAACGGUGUCCCCAGCCCUUGGAGUUUGACGCCAGCCAAGACACGCACCUCCUCUAUGUGCUGGUGGCUGCCAACCUGUAUGCCCAGAUGCAUGGGCUGCCUGGCUCACAGGACCGGACUGUGCUCAGGGGACUGCUAAAGUUUCUGCCACUGCCUGACCCUCAGCACCUGGCCCCCAACUUUGUUAAUGACCUGGAUCUGGAUCUGGCUUCUGCUGAGUUUGGCCCUGAGCAGUUGAAGAAACUGCAUGAAGCCCUGGAAGUCUGGAGUGUGGGCCCUCCCCUGCAGCCCCUGAUGUUUGAGAAGGACAAUGACAGCAACUUCCAUAUGGACUUUGUGGUGGCAGCAGCAAGCCUGCAAGCUCAGAACUAUGGGAUCCUACCGGCCAACCGCAUCCAGAGCAAGCAAAUCGUGGGCCGGAUUAUCCCAGCCAUUGCUACCACUACAGCAGUUGUGGCAGGCCUGGUGGUCCUGGAACUGUAUAAGGUGGUGGGCGGGGCACGGUCCCUCGGUGCCUUUCGCCACAGCCAUCUGCAUCUGGCUGAAAACCGCUUCAGCCGCUGGGUGCCUCGCGCCCCAGACAUCCAGAUGUUCCAUCACCUGAAGUGGACCUGUUGGCACCGCCUGAAGGUGCCUGCUGGGCAGCCCGAGAGAAACCUAGAGUCGUUGCUGGCCCAUCUCCAGGAACAACAUGGGCUGAGGGUGAGGAUGCUGCUGCACGGCCGGGCCCUGCUCUACUCAGCAGGAUGGUCGCCUGAAAAGCAGGCCCAGCACCUGCCCCUCAGGGUGACAGAACUGGUGCAGCAGGUGACAGGCCGAGUGCCUAAGCCUAGGCAGCAGGUGCUGGUACUGGAGCUCAGCUGUGAGGGUGAGGAGGAGGACAUGACCUUCCCACCCCUGCACUACGAGCUGUGACAAGCAGCAGCCCCAUCACCCAGCUCUUUCAAGCCCUGCAUCCUGAGUCCACAGUAAGCACUCAAUAAAUGCUGGCUGAAA
This is a messenger RNA of Ceratotherium simum simum (southern white rhinoceros), 3290 nucleotides long. It is a transcript of the gene UBA7, whose product is annotated as ubiquitin like modifier activating enzyme 7. Gene Ontology annotation, cellular component: cytoplasm; SUMO activating enzyme complex. Gene Ontology annotation, biological process: protein sumoylation; ISG15-protein conjugation; DNA damage response. The record is from RefSeq and is a predicted model, not a curated record. Gene Ontology annotation, molecular function: ISG15 activating enzyme activity; SUMO activating enzyme activity. NCBI's taxonomy places the organism in Eukaryota, Metazoa, Chordata, Mammalia, Perissodactyla, Rhinocerotidae.